UCAGGUGAUAUUUUCCGCCUCACCAUUUUGUGCUGCUGCUCCGCCGUGUAUUUAGCAGAAGAUUCGUGACUAGUCCAAUUACAUCUCUAGUUAGCUACACAGGUUUACAUUUAAAGAGCGUGUGGCCUUCGAUAGGUGUAGUCGGUAAGCCACUAAGGGGAACCGCAAUAUCCGUUUGGUAUUCCGUGGUCUUUUAAACAGAGAAUGUCGUCCGAAAGCCCCGAAUACUCUCCGUUCUUCGCAGUGAUGGGUGCCUCUGCAGCUAUGGUUUUCAGCGCCUUGGGAGCAGCCUAUGGCACGGCUAAGAGUGGAACAGGGAUUGCUGCCAUGUCAGUGAUGAGGCCAGAGCUCAUCAUGAAGUCCAUCAUUCCAGUGGUCAUGGCGGGUAUUAUAGCCAUCUACGGCCUGGUGGUAGCGGUGCUCAUCGCCAACAACAUCUCCGAGAAGGUCACCCUCUACAAGAGUUUCCUUCAUCUUGGUGCUGGGCUGAGUGUGGGCUUGAGCGGGUUGGCAGCUGGCUUUGCAAUUGGUAUUGUAGGUGAUGCGGGGGUUCGGGGCACGGCGCAGCAGCCCCGGCUCUUCGUGGGCAUGAUCCUCAUCUUAAUCUUUGCCGAGGUCCUCGGGCUCUACGGUCUCAUCGUGGCCCUCAUCCUGUCCACGAAAUAAACCACCAACCUCUCCACCAAUCUGUCUUAUGUUGCUGAAGGAGGAAAAAAAUAAAUGGAAUACUGGAUAAAAAAGUAAAUGAAUGACAAAAUAAUGAUAUAAUAAAAAAUGGCUCCAUAAAUAUGGUCUUAUCUCUGCAAUGUGUACAGUUGUCCCAAUUUGAUAGUCAAAUACAAUGUAGUGAUUUAGUCUGUCCUGUGUGUUGCAAAAUGUAUGAAGAUCCCCCCACUGGCUUACAGCCUCCAUGCUUGCCAGGUUUCUUGCUGGUUUCUGCCUCUGGUCUUAGAGCUGACCAAAGGGCCCCACUGCUUUUUCUCCUCCUGCAUUGAUUUGGCUGUUUACAUGAUUUCUGCAUUAAAUGUCUGAGGAUCUAUUUGUAAAGGAAAAUAUGUAUGAACUUAACGUUGUUUUAUUUAUAAAUGUUUACAUGGGGCAAACAUCUUUAAUUCCCCAUGAAUUCUAUAGAUUUAAUGCACUGUGGGUUAACUGUGUGGUUGGAGUUCCUCUGGAUGUAUUAUUUGGUUUAAGAUUGCCUUUAGUGUGUGGCUGGUGGAGUGGGCGUUGUGUAACUGUAUUUCAAUCGGGAUAAACAUGGCAGUGUUUCGAAUGUGUUCAUGUAGUAUCGCUGUUUGAUUGCAUUAAAGGUUGUUGCCCAGU
Messenger RNA from Oncorhynchus keta (chum salmon), 1323 nucleotides. RefSeq names its product V-type proton ATPase 16 kDa proteolipid subunit c. NCBI's taxonomy places the organism in Eukaryota, Metazoa, Chordata, Actinopteri, Salmoniformes, Salmonidae. The record is from RefSeq and is a predicted model, not a curated record. Gene Ontology annotation, biological process: proton transmembrane transport. Gene Ontology annotation, cellular component: proton-transporting V-type ATPase, V0 domain. Gene Ontology annotation, molecular function: proton-transporting ATPase activity, rotational mechanism. Bases 205 to 666 code for a protein of 153 amino acids. The transcript is spliced from 3 exons.